AUGCGUUCAAAUAAUUCCACAAUCAAGCUAUCAUCAAGCAGUAUGAAAACUGCCAUCGAGGUGUCGAACGUGUAUUUCUUACCGUGUAAAAUACAACAUAAUGGCGUGGCAAAGGCUGAUGAAUAUUUUCAAUGCAGUAUCAAACUAGAUGAACCAGACUCGGAACCAGAUGGAAAACAACAAG
Molecule: messenger RNA, 184 nt
Organism: Paramuricea clavata
Lineage: Eukaryota; Metazoa; Cnidaria; Anthozoa; Malacalcyonacea; Plexauridae
Source: the annotation of a GenBank genome assembly